ACUCUAAUUUACAUCUUUCUAGCUAACUCGGGUGGGUUUCUCUCUCUCUCUCUCUAACCCUUCGUUUGAUUUUGAAGUUUUACCCAUCUUGAACAAUCCUUCUUGGGCUCCAUUUCUAAUUACUAAUACCACUACUAGCUAGGUUGGUUACUCUCUCUCUCUCUAUCUCUCUUCCUGUAGAGUUAGUUCUUCAAAGCAUUUAAUGUUAUUAUUCUAUAUAAGAGUAUCACCAGCUGCAGAACACAAAGGAAUAUAUUAAUUUUUGUGGUGGUGUACAUGGGGUCUCUUCUGCUUCUUGGGGGUUACAUUUAUUACUAUUGUUUUGUUAGCACCACAAUGGAAUGUUGGUGAGGAAGCGAGAAAGUGAGAGAAAUUAAUUUAGCGCUCUCGCUCUUGCUACUAUCUACUACUGCUCAUCGAUGGAGAGGCUCCAAGGACCCAUCAACUCUUGUUUCUUAGAGGAGCCUAGCUUGGAUUUGGGGUGCUUAGACCAAGUAUUUAUCAACACAGAAAGCUUAAGAUUUGGAGAAGAAGAACCACACAUUUUAAGUCCAUGUUUUGAAGACAAAAUGCCUUAUCUUCAAAUGCUUCAAACAGUAGAAACGCCGCCAUUUUUCCCCUACAAAGAACCCAGCUUUCAGACACUACUAAAACUUCAACACCUACAAAAACCAUGGAAUACGAACACUUUUUACAUGCCUGAAACAGAUACCCAAGUUCAACCGCUAGAGCUUGAAAGUUGUGUCACCCAUGACAUAGUUGAUUUACACUCACCUGUCAAAUCUGAAACCAAAGAGCACCCUAACCCACAUUCAAAUUCCUGCCUCGAAGGUGUAAGUCCUGAGCCCACAGAACCCAAUUCAGACUCUUCAAUUCCAUGGAGGGCUCAACCCCAAACCGUGCCUAAUAUCACAACCCAUUUCUCCGAAUCCUCUACAAUAAUAAUCACCAGAGAAAGAAGAAAGAGAAAACGUACAAGGGCAACCAAGAACAAAGAAGAAGUAGAGAGCCAACGCAUGAACCACAUUGCUGUUGAACGCAACCGCCGUCGCCUAAUGAACGACCAUCUUAACUCUCUCCGCUCUCUCAUGACACCAUCUUAUAUUCAAAAGGGUGAUCAAGCAUCGAUCAUAGGAGGUGCAAUAGACUUUGUGAAGGAACUAGAGCAGCUUGUUCAAUCUCUUGAGGCACAUAAACAAAAGAGAGAGAUAGAAACAGCCUCCACUACGGGCAUUUCUUCCAACCAGUACUCGACUUCGCAGCCACAAUGUGACAUUCUGGUGGAGGGAGGCACUUGUGAAGAGGAAAGAACAGUGAAGAAGAAAUCGGAGGCGACGGAGAUAGAGGUGGCUGCAGUACAAAACCAUGUAAAUUUGAAGAUAAAGUGUCCAAGAAUUCCUGGGCAGUUGUUGAGAGCUAUUGUUGCAUUGGAGGACCUUGGGCUUACGGUUUUGCACCUUAACAUCACUUCUUCUCAAGCAACAGUUCUGUACUCUUUCAAUCUUAAGUUAGAGGAUGAUUGUAAGCUGGGAUCAACGGAUGAGGUAGCAGCAGCAGCUCAUCAAAUAAUAUUCAGCAGUAUCAACGGUUAGCUGAUGGGUCUAUAUAUGAUAGGACUUAGGAGUUCUGCUAGGCAAGAGAGCCAUCAAAUUUACAGCUGAAUUUAUAGGAUUACUGAUAUUACUGUACUUCCCUUUCUAUGGAAAACAAGAAAAUGUAAUUUUGGCUUUAUGGGGGUGGUAGACGAGGAGCAGACUAUGCAGAAGGGCGACACCAUUGUCUCCAUUCUGAGCUCUUACUUUUUAGUGAGAGGGAUGCCAGGGGCAGAUGAUGCUUUGCUUACUGCUUAACUUGCUAAAAGAGAUUGCCUUGCUUAUUUAUUAGCCUUUCUGAGUAUGACGGUGCUUUUAAAAAACAUUUUUU
This is a messenger RNA of Populus euphratica (Euphrates poplar), 1923 nucleotides long. RefSeq names its product transcription factor bHLH57-like. The transcript has 4 exons. Gene Ontology annotation, cellular component: nucleus. The record is from RefSeq and is a predicted model, not a curated record. Bases 420 to 1592 code for a protein of 390 amino acids. Gene Ontology annotation, molecular function: protein dimerization activity; DNA-binding transcription factor activity. Gene Ontology annotation, biological process: stomatal complex development; guard cell differentiation; positive regulation of DNA-templated transcription. NCBI's taxonomy places the organism in Eukaryota, Viridiplantae, Streptophyta, Magnoliopsida, Malpighiales, Salicaceae.